CCGCGCCAAAGACGCUCGAUUCCCGAACGACUAAUCUCUCGAGCAGCUGCGCGUUGAUUGUUACACAAAGUCCGCGAAACUUCAGAGAAAGUACUCACCAGGAACAUGGCGUCGCAUAUAACCGUGCUGAGCGAACCCUCGCCCGCACCCGAGGAACCAUACGACGCGGAGACGGCGUCCGAGAACGAGGAGGUAGACCAGCUUGCAGAUGCGGAAGAGGAAGUCCCCUCUAGUCCAGAGGUAGCAAAGGAGUUCAGGCUGCCGGGGACGUCGCUGUUCCCCUCAGACGUAGUUGACAGAGUAACACAAAGCCAUGGAGCAACGCAUACAGUUGGCAUGUCCCGCGAGGCAUCGUAUGUGCUGUCGAUCGCGACGGAAGACUUCAUCAAACGGUUGGUGCGGGGAGCCUAUGAAGAGGCGCAAGGAGAGCGGCGAAAUGUGAUCAACUAUCACGAUGUCGCCGCAACAACACAACAAUACCAGGAGCUCUUCUUCUUGCAAGAGACGAUCCCCCAGCCCAUGGCCCUCACCGACGCGCUCCGCGCCAGCGAGCAGCGCGAGAAGGAGCUCAUGAAUGAAGAUCCCGCCAUCGCGCCCGAGGCGCCCGCAGACGUCCCCUCCACAUACAUCUCCUCUGGCUACGCGUCCUCGAAAACGCGCCCAACCGUCGCGCAAGGUCACCCUCCCGCGCACCAAUCCCACCAAUCCCACCCACCCUCGCAAGCACAGACGCCGAUACAUACGCCUUCCCAUCAAGCGCAUACUGCGCCCCACCAAGGGCAUCAAGCCCAUACCUCCUCGCACCAGGCGCACUCGCGUGCCACGAACGGGCGCGCGAAGCGCGCGGAGGACGACCCGUACGCGCGGCGGCACCCGUAUAGGGAGGAUGUCUACCAGCACGCACCUCCGAUGAACCAGUAUCCCCCCACCAUGAACGGCAAUGCGAACGGGCACGCUCUCCCUCCCGUACCGCCGCCCCAGCAGCGCGCACGCCCGCCCGUCCCGCUGGCGCCUUCCGCGUCUGCCUCACCGGCGCCGAUGCCGCCGCAUGAGUACGGUGUCCAUGGCGAACGGGGGACUGGCGGGCCCAGCGAGCCGCCUUCUCGGGCGAGUCAGGAGAUCCAAGAUCAGCCGUAUGUGGUACCCCAGCCCCUCGACAGGCGCGCGAGCAGGUCGUCGAUGGGCCUCGACGCGCUAAUGAACCCCACGACGACAGAAGGGUUCGCGGAUGUCGACCAUGGGCGGACGAUAUACUCGCAGGAUUCAUGAUCUGAUCCUCGCUGCGUUCGCCGAGUUCCCUUUGCUUGUCGUCAUUGCGCCACCUUCUUAUUUCGUCUGUGCAACUCAGUAAUCAUAUUAUUCUGAAUCAUGCUGUCGAUGCUGCGAACAUGCAUGCAAGGGUGCCGUCGAUGACCGAAGGCUUAGAUUGUCGAUCUGAUUGCUCACGUCUACUCGCUGACACUCCCCUUGUUCUCGACGAGCCCGCAGACUGAGUGACAAAGUUUGCCACUCACUUACUCUCCGCCUCAUGGACCGGACCGGUCUUCUCUCUUGCACCAGCUCCCAACCCUCUCAUCUACACCAUCUCAUUGUCAGAUACGCGUCUCAUCUCCGCGUACGAACUGGCGUGAAUCAAUCACAGAUGAUCC
Schizophyllum commune H4-8 is the source of this 1649-nucleotide messenger RNA. RefSeq lists its product as uncharacterized. Lineage: Eukaryota; Fungi; Basidiomycota; Agaricomycetes; Agaricales; Schizophyllaceae. Gene Ontology annotation, molecular function: protein heterodimerization activity. Bases 106 to 1269 code for a protein of 387 amino acids. The record is from RefSeq and is a predicted model, not a curated record. The transcript has 5 exons.